This is a messenger RNA of Prorocentrum cordatum, 516 nucleotides long. The record is from the annotation of a GenBank genome assembly. Lineage: Eukaryota; Dinophyceae; Prorocentrales; Prorocentraceae.
AUGGCCCACUGCUCGGCAAUCCCGCCGGCCACCUCCUUCAAAAGAAAAAAGAAAUGGGUCGGCUCCCUGGUCGCUCGCAUCGUUGACGGACCUACGACUCUCCACUCUGGCCAACGCAACACCUCUCGCGGGGUGCUCGGCCAGGAGGCUUUUGACACUCUGCGACGCAUCGAGGUGGAUCUCUCACGAUGGGCGGCGUUGCGGGGGCAGCAGCAGCAGCAGUGCCAGGGAGAGUCGCGCCGCAGAAUGCCAAGCCUUAGAAACUCUGAGAGCGGGGGGCAGUUCUCUCUGAGCGAAUUCAAAUCCCUUCCAUGCAGGUGUUGCUUGCGGAGUGCUCCUCAUGACGGGCGGUCUUCUGCUCACGAUGUGUUCUUCGCUUGGCGCACGAGUGCGGAUGCAGUGUGUGGCCAGAAACACAGCUCGUGGUCAAGGGUGCCUACGUCUGGUGGCGGAGUUGCCUGGCAAACGUAUUUGAAACACCCUAGCAUGGGUGAUUUUGAAGACCAGGCGAGGUAA